CUGCGGUAAUUGACCUUUUUUCCUCACUGUGAAGCUCGCAACUUUACCAAUUUCCUCCAGUUUUGAUAUAAUCUUGAAUAUAGGAACCCUUGAAACAAAUCUUGAUCCCUCUCCAAUGUCUUCAAACAACCCAGAUAAAUCAAGCCCAGGCGAUCGAGAAGGAUAUAACAUCAAAAGCAUAAGCAUUCAAACUUGCAGAUCUAUAAUGAAGGAAUCCUAUCAUCCUGUUGUCCUCAACGUCAAAACUAAAAACUUUAUCAUCCACAAUGAAAAUUUUGAUAUGCUUGAACUCCUUUUUGAACCACUCAUUCUCCAUUAUCUAGGGGAUUGUGAUUCGAGUUUCAGAGUUAUUGCGUUAAGAAGCUUCGAAAGGAUUCUAAUGAGUUCCACAGAGAACCAUGUAGGACACAGAAACUCGCCGUUAUAGAUCUUGUACAUCACCAUGAUAUUUUGUUCACGGAAUAGCGAGUAACCAGCCAUUACCACAAACAACAAUCACCCCACAAAGACCAGAUGUCCACUUUCGCAGGAUCCAACCCUUUUCUGGUCAUUGAUGGAGGGGAUAAUUAACUUAGGGGUGCGAGUCGUUGCCUACAUCCGUAUUACAGGUAAUGACACAAAUUUACAUGAUCUAACGGUCGGCCAUUUUUACUUUUGUCAGACUGAUGAUGUCAUGUCAACAUGAUCUAGCGGAUGUUAUUCAAGAGGAUUGAGGACGGCACUUGAUAAGGAAAUCGAAAGGCAAGAAUUUCCUUUCCAAAUCUGUAGCUCAACCCUUUUAAGACUUCUUUCUUGGAACAAAAUUUUAGCUUAAUAAGCUUUCAGUUAGAUCAUCUUUGCAAGAUCUAAUGGACAGUGAAAAAAGACAUGAGCUUCAUGUUUUCUUCUUCCCAUUCAUGGCUCAAGGCCAUAUCAUUCCCCUCAUAGACAUGGCCAAACUAUUUGCUUCGCGAGGCCUGAAGGUAAGCAUAAUCACCACACCUGUCAACGCCCCAGUUUUAUGCAAAUCAAUAGAGAGAAAUAUACUUAUGGGUCACAAAAUUGACAUUCUAAUCAUCCAAUUCCCUUGUGUGGAGGCUGGAUUACCAGAAGGAUGUGAGCAAUUGGACUUGGUUACAUCACCUGAAAUGGGGAUAAAUUUCUUCAAGGCCACCACCAUGCUUGUUCAACCACUCGAAGAGCUGUUGAAAGAGUAUCGUCCCAAUUGUCUAGUUGCAGAUACUUUCUUUCCAUGGUCAACUGGAAUUGCAUCCAAGUUAGGAAUUCCUAGAAUUGUUUUCUCUGGAACUUGUUUCUUCUCUUCAUGUGCUUCACAGUGUAUGAGAUUGUAUCAGCCUUACAAAAAGGUAUCAUCUGAUACAGAUCCUUUCAUCAUCCCCAAUUUUCCAGGCCAGAUCAAGUUGACAAGAAAGCAACUACCAGACUUUGUGAAAGAAGAAACUAGCUUCGCCGAAUUCUAUGAGCAAGUGAAAGAAGCAGAGCUUAAAAGUUUUGGGGUUCUUGUCAACAGCUUCUAUGAGCUCGAGCCCACUUAUGCUUAUCAUUUCAGGAAAGUCUUGGGAGCAAAGGCAUGGCAUAUUGGCCCAAUUUUCCUAUGCAACAGUAACAUUGAAGAUAAGGCAAAGAGAGGAAAAGAAGCUUCAAUAGAUGAAAAUCAGUGUUUGAAGUGGCUCGAUUCAAAGAAACACAACUCGGUUGUUUAUAUAUGCUUUGGAAGUAUUGCGAAAUUUCCUGCUUCACAACUUCUUGAGAUUGCAAUGGCUCUUGAAGAUUCCGGACAGCAAUUCAUCUGGGUAGUGAGGAAAAACAAGAAUGAUGUGCGGGAUAACGAAGUGUGGUUGCCUGAAGGAUUUGAGGAGAGAAUUGAAGGCAAAGGACUAAUCAUACGAGGGUGGGCACCGCAAGUAUUGAUUCUUGAACACGAAGCAGUAGGAGGGUUUGUGACUCACUGUGGAUGGAACUCUACACUUGAAGCAAUUUCUGCAGGAGUUCCAAUGGUAACAUGGCCAGUAUCUGCAGAGCAGUUUUAUAACGAAAAGUUGGUGACACAGGUUCUAGGAAUUGGGGUUGCCGUGGGUGCACAAGAGUGGGCAAGAGUAGUAGAUGAUAGUGUGAAGAAAGAGGCCAUAAAGAAGGCAGUGACACAUCUUAUGGCCAGUGAAGAAGCAGAGGAAAUGAGAUUCAGAGCAAAAAAGCUUGGAGAAAUGGCAAGGAAAGCCAUUGAAGUAAAUGGAUCAUCUCAUUCUGAUUUUAAUUCCUUGAUUGAGGAAUUGAGGGGUAAGGGAAUGUAGAAUGUUAUUAUUCCCAAUUUGAUUUGUUUUCACUUCCUUUCAGCGUGUUCUGAAUAAGGGAUUUUUUUUUUUUCAAUAAAAUUAUUGGAAAGCGAUUACCAUGAA
Hevea brasiliensis (rubber tree) is the source of this 2396-nucleotide messenger RNA. Its product is annotated as scopoletin glucosyltransferase-like. Lineage: Eukaryota; Viridiplantae; Streptophyta; Magnoliopsida; Malpighiales; Euphorbiaceae. Bases 849 to 2291 code for a protein of 480 amino acids. The transcript has a single exon. The record is from RefSeq and is a predicted model, not a curated record. Gene Ontology annotation, molecular function: UDP-glycosyltransferase activity.